AUGAAUCCACCUGAUAGCAGACGCACUCAGCAACAGCAGGCCCCGAGAAAGGGCAGACGUCUGCGCGCCGCUCGUGCCUGUGAGAGGUCCCGUAUCAAGAAGUACAAAUGUGACGAGGAGCUGCCGUGCUGCCACUGUGCAAAUGUCGGCGGGGACGAACAGUACGAGGACCUCGUGUCACCAGUCCAGGAGGAAGACACCGACGUCGACCGGCAAACCAAGGCGAUCGAGUUCCACGAUUUCCACAUCGUCCAUCGCCCUGCUCCGGGACCUUCAGAUGUCCCUAGGCCGCCUAUUUCAAGCAGCGAGCAACGACAACAGCCUCUGCCCUUCUUGCCGGGCUCUGGCGACUCUCAUGGGCGCUUCAACCUCGUGUCAGAGCUGCGUAACACGUCCUUCACCCCGCGGGCCGGCACCGAGGGCAACACGACGAUGCAGCAAAGGAACCUCUACGUCAAGGAGGCACAGUACUUCAUCGACGCCUACUUCCAGAACUUCCACUUCAUCCACCCCUUCAUCGACAAGGAAGUCUUCGGCCGGCGGGCGGCUGACAUGUGGGCCGUCGGGGAUCCGGCCAGUGACAUGUGCUUCUUCUGCACGUAUCUGGGCCUCAUGUCCCUCGGGGCGCUCAUCGGGGAGUGGGAGUGGGAGGAGGACCGCCUGGAGGGGCUGAACAGGUUCGAGUGGAGCCGCAAGUUGUUCGACGAGGCGCUGGCGAACUUGGCCGACUUGCAUUUUCCUGCCAACUUGGACACUGUGCACUGCCUGUACCUGUGCGCCAAGGUCUGCCAGAACGAGCUCAACCACAACAUGGCCUACUUGUACUCAGGCUUUGCCGUGCGCAUCUGCCUCACGGCCGGGUUCAACCAGGACAACGGCGGUGGCGGAUUUGGCACUACCAGCAGCAGCAGUCCAUCCUCGUCACAGCAGAUAUCACGCACCUGGUGGGGCCUCUACUCCCUGGAGAUGGAACUCAGCUUCGCCCUGGGCCGCCCGGAUACUCUGGGGCUAGAUGAAUACCACGACCGGCCAAUACCGCCCGUCGACGACUCCGAGUUCGCCAUAAUCCCCCUGAUGGUGGAUUUCGCGCGCAUCGUGCGCCGCAUCGCCAUCGGCAUCUACCACUCCCCCACGUCCUGGCAGCAGAGGAUGGCCCGCGCGCAUCAGGCCUGCCUGUCCUUCAACGUCAUCAUCAUCUUCUUCUGGAUGUCGCUGUUCCGGCCAUUCCUGUCCAUGCUGACGAGGAAUAACUCUGGCACGCCGCCGCCUGCUGGUGUGGCCGAGGCCGUGGACAAGUGCAUCGCCUCGGCGAAGCGGACCAUAGAGGUCGUCCACGAGGCCAUGAUUGCCAACAGCUUCUUCCGCACGUGGUGGAUGUUGCGUGUGGAAAUACUCGAGGCUAUGGACGAGUGUAUGGUGGCGAGGAAGUCGGCAAAUAUCAUUCGGCAUAUGUUGGCGCAGGUCAAGGGCCAGCCGACGCCGAUUCCGAAGACAACGGCCGAGUUUGAUAAUAACAGGAACGUUCAACCACAUCUGGACGAGUCUAUUGCGGCGGCGGAUAAUGAGGGCUCGGAAUUCUUUAUGAACGAUGCUUUGGACUUUAAUGUUGGCUCGAAUUUCUUGUUUCCCAGCUAUCUUUUUACCAACGACCUCUCUUCUGAGGGUUUGUGA
Diaporthe citri is the source of this 1671-nucleotide messenger RNA. RefSeq lists its product as uncharacterized. The transcript is spliced from 6 exons. The coding region runs from base 1 to 1671 and encodes 556 amino acids. The record is from RefSeq and is a predicted model, not a curated record. Gene Ontology annotation, cellular component: nucleus. Gene Ontology annotation, biological process: DNA-templated transcription; positive regulation of transcription from RNA polymerase II promoter by galactose. Gene Ontology annotation, molecular function: RNA polymerase II cis-regulatory region sequence-specific DNA binding; DNA-binding transcription factor activity, RNA polymerase II-specific; zinc ion binding. Lineage: Eukaryota; Fungi; Ascomycota; Sordariomycetes; Diaporthales; Diaporthaceae.